AUGGCCCGGGCCGCGCCACCCGCGCUCCUGUUGCCGCUGUUGGGCCUCGCCGCCGCCACCGCCGCCGCCGCCGCCGCCGCCGCCGCCGUGGGCUGCCCUUCAUCCACGUGGGUGCAGUUCCAGGACAGUUGUUACAUUUUUCUUCAAGAAGCCAUCAAAGUAGAAAGCAUAGAGGAUGUCAGAAAUCAGUGUACUGACCAUGGGGCAGACAUGGUAAGCAUACAUAAUGAAGAAGAAAAUACUUUUAUACUGGAGACUUUGAAAAAGCAAUGGAAAGGCCCAGAUGAUAUCCUACUAGGCAUGUUUUUUGACACAGAUGAUGCCAGUUUCAAGUGGUUUGAUAAGUCAAAUAUGACAUUUGAUAAGUGGUCAGACCAAGAAGAUGGAGAGGAUCUAGUUGACACUUGUGCCUUUCUGCACACCAAGACAGGUGAAUGGAAAAAAGGAAAUUGUGAAGUUUCUUCUGUGGAAGGAACCCUUUGUAAAGCAGCUAUCCCAUAUGAAAAGAAAUAUUUAUCAGAUAACCACAUUUUAAUAUCAGCUUUGGUGAUCGCUAGCACAGUAAUCUUGACAGUUUUGGGAGCAGUCAUUUGGUUCCUGUACAAAAGAAAUUUGGACUCUGGUUUCACCACAGUUUUCUCAACUGCACCCCAAUCACCUUUCAACGAUGAUUGUGUUUUGGUAGUUGCAGAGGAAAAUGAAUAUGCUGUUCAGUUUGACUGA
This is a messenger RNA of Sus scrofa (pig), 723 nucleotides long. RefSeq names its product CD302 molecule (gene CD302). The record is from RefSeq and is marked provisional. NCBI's taxonomy places the organism in Eukaryota, Metazoa, Chordata, Mammalia, Artiodactyla, Suidae.